AGCGUUAUUGGUGCGUAUAGGUGAACUUUGCCGAGCGGCGAGUGCGUGUUUUAUCGGCUACGGUGGAUUAGCUUUGAAGCUAACUGGUUGUUGUGUGUUGAGCUGAGAUGAGGAAGGGGGCGGACAGGAGGCCAUACUGACUGAGCUGCGGGUAAAGAGAAAGCAAGACUCGCUAUUUGUUUUACUGGAAACCCCUCUCUUAUUAGCUAGUUAACAUUUUAACGAGACAUUGUUGCGUACGCUAGUUUGUAAAGGGUUUGCAGGAAGUGUUCAAAUGGAACCUGGCUUUCUCUUUUGACCUGAAGCAUACAGAGAGACGCUCCUGACCACAACAGACCAGACCAAUCCCAGUUGAGCCCAGUAACUCGUCUCCCCCCCUCCUCCCUCCAGCCACCCAGGCUGCAUUCUUCAGCGCUCUGUGACCGACUCCCUCAGCAGUAUUUGGUUGUGUUGAUCCGACAUUCUCACAGCAGUGGGACUGGACAGGAGACCCAGAGGUUCCCGCCGCUGAAGCACUAAGCUGUGCCUGGCAAUGCCUCAGCCCAGCGUCAGUGGGAUGGAGCCUCCCUUUGGGGACGCCUUUCAGAACUACUCGUUUGCUGACCAGGCCUUAACCAGCACCGAGCUGCUGUCCACCAGUUCUGACCCAGAUUUCAUGUAUGAGCUGGACACAGACAUCAGCCACCGACAGAGUCCCUGUGGGGACAGCAUGGUGGGGGUUGGGGAUGGAGGUAAGGAGGUGGAGGGAGGUGUUGAUCAGCUCAUGGGACUAGGGGAGUGUGAGAUGGUCUGCAGCAGCUCAGCGUUCGAACAGUGGGACUCCUACUGGGAAGACCUCACCAGGUACACACGGCUGGCCAGCUGUGACAUCUGGGGAACCAAAGAGGUGGACUUCCUUGGUCUGGAUGACUUUUCCAGUCCCUACCAGGAUGAGGAAGUGAUUGGUCAAACCCCGACGCUGGCGCAGCUCAACAGCGAGGACUCACAGCCAGUCUGUGAGACGCUCUGCCCUCCCGUUGACCUGAGCCUUCCUGUCCCCCCGUCCCAGCCCCAGCCACUUCAGCCCUCCAAUCACAAUAAGAGACACUUUGUCCUUGGCCAAGGAUUUGGCCCUAGCUCAGUCCGGUCGUCUCUGUGUUCCACAUCCUCUUCCCAGUCCCGUCCUUCCCGCAGUCUUCUCGCGGACUUUCCUGAAAGCUCCCAAAGAGCAACCAGACCUGUUCCCUCCAGCACAGAGACUAUGGCGAAGACCCAAAACCAACUCAACGCCAUCAAGGAUCAAGGCCAGACCAAGCCUGUAGGACGAGGAAUGAAGACCGCCGCCCCAACGUCUCACAGUUUGGACUUUGUGCGGAAAGCUAAAGUACGAGUGAGUUCUGUGCUCCGAGCUGAAGGUGACGUGGCUGCGCCGGCAGAUUUUGAGAGGCCGGGUCCCCCUCUACCCCUCUCCCAGCCUCGAGAUGAGAAGCCCUCUACUUCGGUCAGCGUCGCAUUGGCGGGACUUCCUGCUCCUGCAGCUAGAGGCUCUGGCAGCCUGGCAAGCUUUGAGAAAGCAGAGGGGGCAGUAAAGAGAGAGGUCCAAGCCAGAGCAGCGGAGCCAAGCCCGACUAUGGGCGGUGCCUCUGGACUUGUGGGCGGUGGCAGCGUGGUAGUGGCUAGCGCGGCAGGGGGAGGUGGCGGUGGCAUUCUGGUUGUGGAAGACUCUGAGAAGAGCAAGGAGGAGGAGCAUAACUACUCAUUGUUCCUGACCCGCAGCAAAGCUCACUCUCAGCUGGAUGAAGAUGAGGACGAGGACGAUGAGGAGGAGGCAGAGGAGGAUGAAGGCGACGGGCUGGAGUUGGACGAUGAAGACCACGAUGAGGGUUUUGGUAGUGAACAUGAGCUGUCUGAGAAUGAGGAGGAGGAGGAGGAAGAAGAGGAUGAAGAUUACGAAGCAGACAAAGAUGAUGACAUGAGUGAUGCCUUCUCGGAGCCAGGUUGUGACAUGGAAGUAAUGGAAGACAUGAAAGGCCUGACGGCUGGAGUCUCCAGCCGGAAAAGAGGCAAGCGUCGCUACUUCUGGGAGUACAGCGAGCAGCUCACGCCCUCUAAACAGGAGCGGAUGCUGAAGCCGUCUGAGUGGGACAGACACACGUUGCCUAGCAACCUGUAUCAGAAGAAUGGACCUCUCCACGGGAAGUACAUGCUGAAGAAGUCUCGGCGCACCGACGUGGAAGACCUGACACCCAAUCCUCGCAAGCUGCUGCAGAUCGGAACAGAGCUUCGUAAGCUGAACAAGGUGAUCAGCGACUUGACGCCCGUCAGCGAGCUGCCGCUGACCGCGCGACCGAGGUCCCGCAAGGAGAAGAACAAGCUGGCGUCCAGGGCUUGCCGUUUAAAGAAGAAGGCUCAGUAUGAAGCCAACAAGGUGAAGCUUUGGGGACUCGGUACAGAAUACGAUCGGUUACUGUUCGUCAUCAAUGCCAUCAAGGAGGAGAUCGUGCUGCGAGUGGAAGACUCGUCUCCUCGUUCGACCAACAUGACGGAGACCCUGGAGCGGCUCAUCAAAGAGACACUCGUGCCAUCACCUGUUGCUGGGCAGACUUCAGACUUUGUCAACAAGAUCUUGGAGAACACCGGGCGCGGCGAUCCCACCGGCGGGCUGGUCGGCCUGCGAGUCCCCACCUCUAAAGUCUAGGCAAACGGCCAUCAGACGAGAAGAAUGGACUAAAUGUUACCACCGUGCUGUCCCUUUGUAACUGUUCUGCCCUCUGCAUGCCCCUCCAACUCAGAGUAAAUACACAUCGUCCGUCACUUAAACACACAUACCACCUCCCCGUGUGUGUGUGUGUGUGCUUGUUUUUGCCAUGCGAUUGUGUGGCGCGCACACAGCUUUUUGUUUGCCCACCCCGCGUGUGGAGUGGGUGCAUCGCUGUUACCCGGCCCAUCGUGACCGCCUGAUGGGAGAAGUGCGUCUGAAGUGACGGCGAUUAUUAGAUGUGCUUAAUCUGUAGGAGGCUUCUGUUUGAGGAUGAGUAUAACCACUGGAGCUUGUCUCAGGUGGUGACGAACUUGGUUACAUGCCAGACACAAAGGUUUGAAGGAGUUUCAGUCAUUUUCCAUUAGGAGGUUCACCCCCAAAAACACAAUUACAGGAUGUUUAAUUGACCUUUUCACUAAAGCACUUUGACAAAGUUGGCUCUGGUAGCCAAAAGAGAAAACAACAACAAGAAAAACCACAGCAGAAGAAAAACUGAGAGCAGAGUGGCAGGAAAUAUUUUGUACUGAAGGCCUAAAUAUGUUUGUGCCACUUCCUGUCAACCAAUCAGCUCUGCUGUCCUAAAAAUAGCUUUACAUGUGAAAAAUCACAGCAAAAAAAAGAAAAAUGCAAACGCUCACCUAAUCGUCCCUGCCGGUUUGAAAGUUAUCCGGCAGGAGAAAGCUUUAUGUUGCCCUCGACAACAGGAAGUGCAGAGGAGGUGCAUGUAGCAUGGUGCUUUGUGCUGGUUGUAACUGGACUGAUGCAGUUGAGCUUUUAUUGCCAGUAUGGGAAGCUGUUAGGUAGAUGAUGGCAGUGAUGAAGAUGAUGAUCCAUCUCUAGGAAACUGUAAAUAGAAACUGUAAAUAGAAGCUCCGUUUUUUUUUCUUUUCUUUCUUGUACAGUAGAUUCGACCAGGCCGUUUGGUGACAACAGUUUGACGUGUUCAUACUAGAUUUUGUCAGAGUUCUCUUCAUUGUGCCUUGUGUGUAUGUAUGUGUGUGUGUGUGUGUGUGUGUGUGAGGAGACCGAUCAAGAUGAGACUGGUUGGACUUUAAAGGGUCCAAGUGAGACGAGUCGGUGGACAGUUUAAAUAUAUUCUGAAUGUACAUAAGCAAGUGGAAGCUCUUGUUGCGUGAUGCCACAGAGUCUGUGUAUAUAGGAGGGCUCUGCAAUAGAUUACCUUUGGUUUUUGGUACUCUCGUCUUUUGGGGAGGUGACAUUUUACGUUCAGAGUUACAGAGAGAGGAAAUGAUUUGCACACUAUAUUUUGAUUGUUUUUUGUACCAAAGACACAUGCAACGAAAAAUGGCGUACCAGCCAGUUAAAAGUAAGGUUUUGCACAGCUUACCUGACGCCGUAUUGAAUGUAAGAAAUGUGGGAGGGUCAGGGAACUUAAUAGAACUGUGAAAAUGAGUUUGGGUCCAAUUCUGUACAGAAAAGGAACAUUCAUUUGUGUUUUGGUUUUCUUUUUGAAGUCUAAAAACGUAAAGCUCCAGUACAUUUUCUUUGCUUUUAGGAAGCACGCAAUUCCUGAGCGGAUUCCUCCCUCCACAUGUUCCAGUGUGUUAAAGGCGCUAGACAGGACAAAACGGCGCUCGUAGAUAAGCUAUGUUACUUUAUUUUCUUUUCGCUAGUUUGACGAAACGUCGCCGACAAUAACCAAAAUGUUCCCGUGUCACUUGUUUCAUUUCUGUAUCUAGUUCACGAGCAAAUUAUUAACAGUUCAUGUUUAAAAGUACUGUAUAUAAAUAAUAAUUCUAUAUCUAUCAAUAGUAAGAUGCCACUUUUCAUGACAAUGAUUAGUUUUUAAGCAUGUCACAUUUCUAAAGCCUGUUCUUGCAUCAGAUAUUAGAGGCAAAAACACAAAAAAAACAGGUCUCAUUAUAUUUUUGUAUGUUAGCUGCCUGCUCGUUCUUCUGUAAGCUUGAGGGUUUUUCCUGGUCGGAGAGGAAAAGCGAGGAAAGUGUUUUAAAAUGCAAAUCUAAAGAGCGACACUUUACUCCUCUGUUGUUCUUGACUGAGUGAACUAGGGCCGGAUUGUUGCAGACACACAACAGCAGAGCCUCACUUUCAUUCGACCGGGCCUGUGAGGAGGACGAGGAGGAGGGCGUACUGUCUUUAAUGAGGACAGAGGGCAACACUGUGGAGGAAGCAGCUGUAGUGCUAUCUCAGCUGCGAGAAAGCCAAAGCCUUUACACUCACACUGAUCUGGGUUCAGCAGCACUGUGCUCUCUCCUUUACUCCUUUAUUUUUUAGUUUUCCUUUCUGAAACCAGAUGAAGUUUGCCCGUCCUGGGAUUGUUGCCUUUGGAGUUGCAUUGUAGAACUGAGUCUCACCUUGCCUUCGGUUUUGCAGCUUUCUGCGCCGAUCAAACCACGUAAACUCAGCUCAGGCCAUCAGGAGGCACACACUGCAGUUCAGAAAACCCCCAGUACACUGUCUCCCUGUUGCUCCUCAGAGGAGACGUACCGUUCCCAGGAACUGUCUAAACUCAAACACCACAAACAUAUAAAUCAAGCGUAGGUUUCGGGACGCUUUCUUCCACAGAGCUCUGUCUCAAUGACUGUGAGGUGCUGUGACCCGUCUGCGAUGUGCGUCUGAGUUACGGCUAUUUACACACGUAGUUUUCCGUCUACUGAAAAAGGGAUAAAUGGUGCUUUUCUGAAACUAGAUCGACAAGUUUCCAAGUUUCACGUUUGACUCCUCCAACUAGUUGUUGCCUAGUAGCCUGCCUUGCUCUCCCCUACCGUCCAGUUAUUUUCUUAGUCGUGAUACGUUUUGUAAAUAAGCUAUAGGUUGAUAAGUAACUUCUAAAUGUUAGAUAUAUAUAUAUAUAGUUUAAUCUAUCUUAUAUGUUUAAAAUCAGCACUUUGUCCAAAAAAAUCCAAGAAAAAGGAAAAAAAUAAUCAUUAUUUUCUUCCAUUUUGCUGCUAAAUGGCCUUGUGUGAAUGCUGCAAGUGUAACUGAUGACUACUUGCUCGGAUAGGUCUAUUACCUGGUGUGGCUAGGUCUGUGAGCUAGCUGAGGAACAUGUGAGUGUGUGUGGCUUGGCAGGGGUUAGAUCUACUCAUUUCUGGGGCCAUGAAGUGAUGUGAGGUGAUGUGGCUUUGGUGAAUCCCAGGGUCCAGAUGGGAUAGAUCUACUUCCUGGUCAGGUUAAUGAUGUUUGUGGUCUUAAAACAAAAAAUAUAUAUAAAAAAAAAAAACAGAAAAAAAGAGGGUUUUGAUUCCAGGGCCCCUACGCUGAUUCUGAUGCUGACCCCCCUUGGCGUCAUGAUUCAUUUUGCCGUCAGUACAGGUUUCCUAUGGAAAAACUGAUUCUGCUUUGGCUUCCUCUUCAGGGCGAUGUACAGUGUAGACACAUUUCUUCAGAGAGCUAUAUUGUUAUCAUUUGUAAAACUGAUUUCUACUUGUGACUUAAAGAGGAGGGGUUUAGCCUGAGGCGGCCAGGAAGAGCUCAUUUGAAAAGCCGUUGUUCCUGGCCGCCUCGGGGGAAGUUAUUAUAUCACUGUACUGUAUGGCAAGCCAAUUACAAAAUGGAGACUCAAUCCGGACACUUAUUGCCUUCUGAAAUAACUUUUCACAUACUCGCAAACAAAAAUAACAACAUGGCAGACGCGUUUGUAGCUGUGAUGCACACCUGAGGUUUAUCUGCCUUUCUGGUAAACGACAACAACAAAACCAUUCAGCUUGAUUGGCUCAAAACAACCUGAAGUAGCAGGCGUGGUAGGAGCUGUAUCUGAAGAAACCAUGGCUUCAAAACUCCGCAUGGGUAUUUCCUGACAACAUUUGAAGCGUUUUUCUUUUUUCUCAGCUAUGGCUUGAAACCAGGUCUGGUAGGGGUUAACAGUGGUUGAAGGGCCGCUGGUUGACGGUCGUCUGACUAAAGAGGGCUGUGUGUUAGCGAGUGUGUGUGUGGUUUGCAGUCGAUCGCGUGGCUGUUUCAAGAAAGCGUCCUCGCAGGUUUUUACGUGAUAGGCGCAGGCUGUGCAACUUUACAUUCAAACCAGGAGACUCUGUGGCAUUUUUAAACAGUUGAGGAAAGGAGUGAAAAUCCACGCCAGUAAAAACUAUUCCUUUAUUCUCCUUUUUUCUUUCGGACAAAAAAAAAAGACUUUUAAGCUAAUAGAGUGUGUAACUUUGUGCUACUCUUGUCUAAUAAAAGCUACGUGGAUCCAUAAAGCUCUUCUUCAGCAAAUCAGGGUAAUAUUGUUCUUCUAUCUGACGUGUGAUGACGUAUAGAGUCAAAAGAUUAUAUAUUUAUGUAUUCCAGUUAUUGUCGCCAUUCUUUACUCUGUACAAAAGAAAUAUAGUGUCUGUCUGUGUGUUCUGGAUUGUUAAUGUCAAUCACUAUGGUGCAAUGCUCUAUACACAAGUGAUAGAAAACAAAAGGCCAACUGACUUUAAACAAAUCUGCAACGUUUUCCUUUUCAUGAAGGAUUAGACUCUGCUGUAUCCAAUCAGAGUUUGUCACAUGGUGCUUAUUAUGUUUUAUUCUCCAAGACUUCUAUCUUUUCCCCUGGUUGUUUUUAUCAGUCCUGAUUUGUAUUUCAUGAUGGGCCACUCAAAAGGAGGAUUUACAACAAUUAUGGCUCUCAUCGGUGAGAGAAUGGCGAUUUCUUUUCCUGUGUAAAAGCCAGUCUGCUGGAGUCGACAACACAAGCCAGAGUCAAAGAGGCACAUCAGAAAAUGUGAAGUCUGGUGUGUUGGACUUUUAUGUUUUGAAUCUUUGUGUAGAGAACAAGUUCAGAAGAAAAAAAACUUGGAAAUUUUAAAUAAGAUUUCUUUAGUGGCAUGGCUAAUUAAUACAAAACCGCUAAACAGGUUAAAGGUGGAAUAUGAGAUGUUUUUCUUUGCCAUUCAUACAAACCACUUGCUGAAAUACAGGAGUUAAAGGUCCAAACUCGUUUUUACAGGCUCCACCCCCAGCUGCACCUCCAGAAUACAGGAACACGCCACGCUUGUUUCCAAGUGUCCUAAUGUUUUAUGUUUUUCGACCCAUUGUUGGCACCUUUUCUGCGAUAAUUCCUAACGUAUCUCACCUGCGUAACCGUAUAAUAAUUUAGUAUGCUUGCUAUUAUAGUGUGGCGUUUUUAUUGUGAAAAACAAGGCUGUUUUUAUCUUUCUUGGUUUAUUCUUAACUGCAAAAUCACUGCAGCUCAGUGCCACCAACGAUCUGGGAAAUCCGAGGGCUCUGCCACCUGAAAGAGGGCAGGCUGCGUUCACAGACAACAGGUCCAUCACAUAAACGUUUCCCAACAAUAACAGAGCCAGACUCUAAACAGAACAUUUAAAACAUCUCCUUUAUUAAAUUUGCAAACGUCAAGCUGAACGAAACAUCCCAUCUAGCUAGCUCGGCUCUGGCGUUGCUUCGUUUCAGCUGCUCCAAGCCAAGAAUACAUGAUUCAUACACAUAGGCAAAUGCGCAGAGAGGUAGGGGCAGUCAGAAGGAAGUUUGAUGGAUGGAUUAGGAUCCAGUCAUUAUAAACAGGAUGGUCACAAUUAUUACAUGAAGUUUUUACAACAUUUUUUUGACUAAACAUUUAAAUCAUUCGUUUCCAUUGGUUUGUAAAGACUAUUUCAAGCAAUAUGGCAAGAAAUGCGCCAGGAAAACAUCAUGUCCCACCUUUAAAGCUGCACUUGUCACCAUGACCAUAUAUAAAAUAUUUACAGUACGACCACCCUAAAGUAUCAUCUUUAGGGUCACUGUUGCUGUAAAUAGAAGUUUUGUUCCCUCAAACAAUCUAGUGUUUGGACCGGUAGAGGAACAGAAAUUAAAUUUCCAACUAAACAAAGUCAGUUUAAAAUUUUUAAAAUAUUAUGUCUAACCAUAUUUAUUGGUUUAUAUUUUAUAUUUAUUAUUAUAUAAAAUAAAGUAUUUCUGGUUUGUUGGAUUUGUGAAAACCUCUUGCUGGCUGUGCUGUCAGACGUCAAGAGUCUGGCUUUGGGUUUCCUCUGUAUCAUUUCAAACCUUUCCAUUUAUUUUUAUUUUUUACACCCUUAUCAAUUGUUUAAAAGCACCUCCUCUUUAGAGACCUUUAGAUCGUCCUUAUUUGACCCAAAACAAAAACGCAGCAGGAGAUCAGUUUCUGCAUGACAAUUCCUUGCACAGCGCUGAGAGAAUCAAGUUAAGUCUGAAAAUGAUUUGGACUUUGUUGUCGCAAAGUUGUUGCAUGGCUUUUUCUGGGGCUCUCUGUACUCUGGGUUGUAUGAUUUCAUACUUGCUGCUAUUGAAGGAGCACAAAGAGACUUAAAAUUUCAAUUCUAAAGUGUCCAUGACACAUUUACAGUAUCUUUACACCACACAAACACACCCUUCUUGAUUUAUUUUACCUAAAAGUCAAUGACAACAGCACUGCUCAUCUUGCACUUGGUUUUUACACCUAUAAGAAAUAAAAACACUUUGAAAUAUGAUGCCUGAUGAACCAGGUGCCUUAAUCGGUUAGACAUGAACACAAAUCUGCAUUCUUCUGUCCGUCUGCAGGGCAUUUCCCUUCAGAAACAAGGAACUGGGUUUUCCAAAACUGAGACUUGAAAUACAAAUCUAAACUGAAAUGCUUGUUUUAUUCUGAAAAUCACGCUUUUUGUACACCGUCCAUCCUCCAAAAGUAGAUCGGAGGUGUUUAUUAUCCCAGGAAUUCUCUUCUGAGGGGAUGGAUCAUCCUUUAGUAUUACAGUAGAAUAGAUAACAUGUUUUGGAAAACCUGGAUCCGAUUAAAAACACCCUUUCUCUGCCCACUACGCCACAUUAUUGUGUUUUCUGUAAUGGCUGCUGCUGCUGCUGCAGCUUUCACCGCUGGUGUGUUUGUAUCGAGGAGACUGUGUCAGAUUCAGAGGGAGACUCGGGUCUGCGUUCCACCUGCUCACUCACUAACGAUGCAUUCUUCUUCUUCUGAGGUUUUGACAGUGAGCUCUGCGUUGAUGCAUCUUUAAACAUUUUUUGCAAGGAAAAAAAGAAAAAAAAAUACAUAAAAGAUUUCCACUUAAAAACAGAAAAAAAAACUUUGCUAUAAAGAAGUGCCAGACCCUCCGUGAAGUCAGCGUUGGCACUGAGUUGCAGGAAACUGAGCAUGGAGGUAACCCCGUGGUGCUAAUCUGUUCGUGGCUGGGUGCUACAGAAACAUGGCUGUGUUGGAUUUAUUUUAGCCAUAUUGCUCUUUCUGUUUGAUGACUCUGGUCAGUCUUGUGUUCUUCUGACUGCUGCACUGCUGUACGCCGACAUAGCGAGGAAUAACUCCGUCGAAGCUGCUUCUUUGCCGAUGAAUGUAGACUAGUCUUCCUCAGCAGGAUCACACAGACGGAAGAGAGCGUUUGGAGCUUUGUCCCUGUUUUCCAAUGUCUGGAAACUCAGAGGGAGACUGGUCAUCAGGAGAGAGAAAGAUCUCGAACGAUGUAACUUUAUGUGGCCUCUUUUGCUUUUGUGUGUUAUUUUUAGUAAAAUCAUGCUUUAGUAUUUUGAUGCUCUAUGUCAAAAGUUGCACGUUUACUAGUUUUAUUCUGAAAAUAUAUUUAGUCUGUUUUUGUUUUGAUUUUAAAUCCCAGUGUUCCAAAUAUUUUAUGUAUUUAUUUAUGAAGUCAGAUCGUUUAAAAUGCAAUUAAUAAAUGUAGAGAUUUAAGCUUUUCCACUGAAGAUGUCGCCUAAAUCAAAGUCACAAUUAAAGGUUUAUAUGCUGUUAGUUGCAAUAUUCUUCUAAAACCUUUAUUUUCUGUCCGACUUCCUGUUUGGUGAGUAGAAUUAGAUCUGUUGGAGCAAUAAUGAAAUGGUUUUAAGGAACUCUGGGUGGGACUAUUUCCUGGCCUGGUUUGAAACAAAUUAGCUAUGCUGUUAGAUUGCAAAACUAUAUUUACUUAUGAAUAUUUCCAAAAACCUUCGUUAUGGUUGAUUCAAAUCCUCGAAACACCUUAACUCUUGAAAUGACCUGAUCAAACCAUAAGACGUGAAGUGUUUAUACACAGACAAGCGAUUUUCCCUCCUUUUUUUCUAAAGGAGACCGAAUUUAAUUGUGAUUUUGACUAAUUUCUCUGUGCGAGGACCAUAAAACAUUCUGUCAUUUGAGGUUUAACAAGGUCAGAAACCUUAAACGGGUCUGCCAGUCUUGAACCUCACCUCGACACGACUCCUUUCGUCAUGACUUUGGACCGAAGUUCUAGGUUAGGUUUAGGAGUCGACUCACUGGGCGACUGUGAGGAAAAAGAGUGAGUUUUGUGGAAAAACUUCACUUCUGCACCAGAGAUACUCACCCCCCUUUACCUUUGCGUAUUUGGUUGUUUAUUUAUAUAUUUUUCUUUUAGAAAAAGGGCUUUGGUUUGCUGUCGUUUCAUCUGGAGGCCCCAGAGAUUAGACAGGGGUCAUUGAAGGCUGGUGGGCAGAGACCGCUCACCUUCCCCCUGCAGUGAAUGAUGGGGGAGGGAUUAUUUUCCUCUUCUGUAGACUGAUUUUACCAAACCACAACCCACCUUCAGUAAUAAAAACAAAAUUCCUAUUUCUACUUUUACACGCGUCAAACUUCUCAUCCAACACUGCAGUGAUUUACAUCUCCUUCCAGACUUGCCAAAACACACAAAGUAAGACAUUUUACAAACCUUUAUCUGAAAGCAUCAUUUUUUUGGGUAUAAUUUAAUAUUAAAUAUUUUUAUAGGAAAUCCAUACAAGCCAAAACGUGUAGGAUAUGGGAGGAAUCGGCCAUCCUGGGCUCCACAGCUACAUGCCGUUGUUAUGAUGCUUCUGGUCUUGUAUGGUUACUUAUUGGACUCGAUCUACAGCAUGGGAUCUUUCUGUAGUUAGUCCUGUGUGUGUUCCUCUCCUCAGUCUCUGUAGGAAGGCUGUAUUUCAUUGCUAAGUCCUCUACAAUAGAUCUCUUGGUGAUUCUAAUCUCAUAAACCUGCAGAAAGUGUAUCCUGCUGAACUAACUCGAUCCUCUCUUUAGCAACGACGUCUAUAUUUGUAGUUCACAUAUAUGCCUGUUUAAAUACAAUAUCUUGAUGUGUUAAUUUUUAUGUUGUAUGAUAAAUGUCGUGUUGGGUUUAUACUUUUGUUUUGACUCCAUUUUUUUUCUUGAAGGCACAGUGGAUGGCUUUAUGCACAGGCUUGGAAAUGUAAAACUUUCUUGUUUGUACUGUAAUGGCCCUUUCAGUUUCAGUUUCUGAUGGGUUCUGUUUUUGUUUGUUUCUGGCUGCUCAACAUCCCGCGGACACCCGCCCUGAAUCUGUUUUGUUUUUGUGCCUCUUUUUUUCUAAACUUUUUUGUUAAAUCAUUGUUUCUUGUAUCAGCCAGGUGUUGGUACUGCAGCUCUGCUUGUAACCACAUUAGUCUGAUUAUGUUUAUUGAUUUUAUUAUCAAAACAAUAAAACCAUUAGCACCCCCA
This is a messenger RNA of Nothobranchius furzeri (turquoise killifish), 12104 nucleotides long. Lineage: Eukaryota; Metazoa; Chordata; Actinopteri; Cyprinodontiformes; Nothobranchiidae. The record is from RefSeq and is a predicted model, not a curated record.